Molecule: messenger RNA, 1314 nt
Organism: Psilocybe cubensis
Lineage: Eukaryota; Fungi; Basidiomycota; Agaricomycetes; Agaricales; Agrocybaceae
Exons: 5
Coding region: 1-1314 (437 amino acids)
Molecular function (GO): protein binding
Source: RefSeq, a predicted model, not a curated record
AUGGAUGUUCUCCUCGAAAUCGUAGGACAUCUCUCUGUCGAGGAUAUAGUCAAGACGCGACAGGUAUCUCGAAAAUUUGCAUUUGUGUCCUAUCAAUGGAGCACAUGGGCUCGCGCGUACGAGCGCUCAAAAUUUCUCCUACCAGAAGGACCUCUCUCGUCACAGAGCUCUGUUCAGCUCGAGAAUCUUUUGAUCCAAGCGGCGAAGAUUCACAGGAAUUGGACGUCUUCCACAACCACAGUAUUCAAGCAACGUCGAUUUAUCCGAGAGCUCCCUACCUACGACUUUGAUGCAAACGUUAUAUCAGGACGAUUUCUUCAGCUAGCGUUACACGAUGGCAUUUCGUGGUACGACCUUGACUCUGAUGAUAUGAACACACCCAUCUUAACGUACCCGUGCCGUACUGUUUUGCCGAUGUCUGGGUAUUUGAAUCAUCAAGACAACGCCAAUGGGGAGGGCUCUGAUUCGGUAUGGGUAACAUUCGCUUGUCAAAGGCCAAAAAGAAUAAUAGUCCUGAAACUAAACUUUGGAAAGUCGGGGUAUAAGGUCAAACUCCAUGCGGAAAUAUCAGCAGGUAACAUAACGAGCGUAAAGAUGGCCCACGACUGGAUUUUACCGAUUAGAGAAUUCGCAUCUCCCGACGACCCUAUGGAUUUAUACCAUAUACCCUCUCGGUCUACAUUUUAUUUCCCAAUGCAUGAAAAUGUCCAGCAUCUUUCUGACCUGAGUACUAUGAAUUACGCGAUAACAUCUCGACAUUUAUUCCUAUUGUUUUCCUUGAGGGAUGAAACACUCGUCGACGUGUAUACACUCCCAAAGCGGCUGGAUAAUACACCCUCUAUGUUACUACACCCACGGCGCCUUACUCGGUCGCAUUCAGGUGUAUACCCCCACGCCAUCUCGAAAAUCCAAUUUCUCGAUAGGCCUCGCCUCUCCAAUGUUGCGUUGAAAGGUGAUGAUAUACGAGUGUCUUUUCUGGCAUUGGUGUACGCCAACCACUCGCGCACAAGUUGGACCUCGAAGAUCGCGCUUCAUGUUAUCGAGGCACAUUUAAAUCGAACGGGCUUGUUAUCCUUCAUUACGCAGUCAGGGCGUACUUUGAACGUGGGCAUGACGAAUACGAUGCUUGCUCUCAGUACACGUUCUGGGAGAUGCCUGGCGGUGACGCAUUCUAUGCCUGGCUCUGUUUUAUUGGCACACACUAUCACAUUGGAAGACAGUGGCUGCACUAUGAACGUCAAGGCCAUCAGCCUUCCGAAGGGAUUCCAAAGUCGGGAUGUGUUGGCAUUCGAUGGAUUCCGAGACUGUGCUUAA